AUGGCAAGCUGGCCUCUCCCUGGCAGUUCUCAAGCGUUGCUUACCCUCACGAACGUCGGCUGGCAGUUGCUUAUCGACUAUUUAUCAAGUCGUCACCGGGCUGCGGGAGUCUUCUAUGUCGUUCAAUACGCGGUGAUCUCAAAGGAGGAGAGGGCAACGUUCCUUUCUUCACUGUUCCAUGAAAUCUCUAUGACAGCGUUCUGCCUGGCGACUGCGACCAUCAAGUAUCCUCAUUCCAUAGUAGCGCCCAAAUGUUUCCGUGACCUGUUCCAGGUGUUCUACGACAACGAAGGCGAAGUCGAUCCACUCCUAAUCGAGAUCAAGGUUCAGGAUGGAGAAGGGGAGAGGGAUCGCGUCCUCAACCAAUACAUCGAGGCGUGGUGGAUGCCUGGAAACGACCGGAUGAAGUUCAGCUUCGACGAAUUGGUGGCAAUUUGGAGGAGGCAAUCUGCGACGCUCACGAGAACCUUGCCAUCUCCGCCACCCGCAACUGUUGUCCUCUCCGAGUUGACGCUGGAUGCUCUGCGCGAAGCUCGGUCUUUGCUGAGGGCGUCAUUGGAGAUCGUCGACGAGGAAUUGAAGGCCAAUCGAGACGGCGCUCGGAGGGUGAGGGCAACCCUCCGAAUUUUGAAGCAAGAACAGGGGGAAGAUGUCGCAGACGCACCUGAACUGAGUGGGCUGGACCUUCAGACGGUUGCACACUGCACUAAGCCGACUGAUCAGGAAGAAUGGAAGGACUUCUUUUUUUAUAUUGCCGACAGAAUCUACAUCGCGAUCCAGGAAGCACCCUCUACGACCAUGGGUCAUGACCUCCGUAUUGAAUAUGUCGUGCGAUUGAGUAUCGAGUUUCAGGCAGCCAUGUGGGUUCUGGGCGUGGUUUUGUCCGCAGAGGAGAUUAGGUGGGACCUCAAUCUCGAGUCAUUCACCAAGGUGUUCCGCUGGAUGGAAAAACGCGCUAUACUGGGCGGGCUGUUUGCGGGAAAAAUACCCUCCGACCAGCUCGAAGUCGCGGAUAGGAGGCAUCGACCGACUUGGAUCGACACCCGAGUAUUUGAGUUUAGGACCGACAGACCGCUGGAGGAGGUAUAUCAAGAAUGGCUUGCACUCCGCACAGCGAGGGUCCGCCUUUCCACUCUUUCUCUGGCAGAUCUUGAGGCGCGGCGUCGGCAAAUUUUGGGACAGCUGAGGACAGUGGUGUCCCUCAAGAAGGCCGCGGACGAGGAGCGAUCACGAUUGAAGGAGCAAAUCAAACGGGUCACUUGUGUCCUUGAAAGGUGGAGCAAGCACUGGGAGUCCGAGCUGGAGCAACUGAAUAAAACAUAUGAUUAA
Coprinopsis cinerea okayama7#130 is the source of this 1329-nucleotide messenger RNA. RefSeq lists its product as hypothetical. The transcript is spliced from 4 exons. Lineage: Eukaryota; Fungi; Basidiomycota; Agaricomycetes; Agaricales; Psathyrellaceae. The record is from RefSeq and is a predicted model, not a curated record. Bases 1 to 1329 code for a protein of 442 amino acids.